AUGAAGAAGAUACAAGAAGAGAAGAUAUAUUAUUUAGUAGCAUCUACUACAUUAUUAACUUCACUGAUAGAAGAUGAUAUCAUUUUAGGAUAUGAAUGUAUUCUAGGAUAAUUAGAGAAUUCAAAAUUGACUUAAAGUUGA
Molecule: messenger RNA, 141 nt
Organism: Paramecium sonneborni
Lineage: Eukaryota; Ciliophora; Oligohymenophorea; Peniculida; Parameciidae
Source: the annotation of a GenBank genome assembly